Messenger RNA from Octopus bimaculoides (California two-spot octopus), 2697 nucleotides. RefSeq lists its product as uncharacterized. Gene Ontology annotation, biological process: rRNA processing. The record is from RefSeq and is a predicted model, not a curated record. NCBI's taxonomy places the organism in Eukaryota, Metazoa, Mollusca, Cephalopoda, Octopoda, Octopodidae.
AUUAGUCUUCGCUGAGAUUGUAAACAUAAGCUUAAAAAAUACUAUGCUUUUCCUUCCCACCGGACCACAACUAUCCAUGUCUUCCUAGGAUUUCUUCAUUAGAAUAAGUUCUAAAUAUUACUGAUUGAGCCAACUGUUUAUAGGACAAAAUAUCGCUAAUUCUAACUCAUUAAACAUCAUUCCUGUAAAAUAGUCAAAAUUGAGUUUGAUGUAAGGGCUUAAGGGACUUACUACCUACUGUAAGCAUGUCUUUUUUCGUCCGAAGUUGUAUAAGGAGAAUUUCAAUUCAAACAGCCAAAGGAAUUCAUUUUUCUUGUGUCCACAGAGAUUUUAUGAAAUCAAAAACCCUGCAGAAGAUGAUUAAAAAAGGAGGGAAACGAAAGAAAAACACUUAUUAUUCAAUGAACAUUCCAAACGUUUUUGGUCCUGCUAAGAAAAAAAUUAAUCCUUUCAGGCAGAAACGAUUGGAACAGAUCAGCAAAGUGUUUUAUCACUAUAUUUCAGAUCUUAUUGAAUUUGACCAUGAAAAUAUCAGUGAAAGCGUUGAAAUCUCUAAAGUGAAGAUUGAUAAUGACUUUACAGCUGUGACUGUUUACUGGGUGGCAACAGGAACAGAAAAAGAUGAUAUUAUUCAGGAUAUGCUGACCAAGAAAUCUUAUUCCAUAAGACAUCAUCUGAUUGAUUACCAUUUAGUUGGUACCGUCCCACCAAUUGUAUUUGUGCCAGAUACAUCCAGUGUAAACUACGUAAAGAUACUGGAACUGUUAAAAGAGGCCGAUAUGGGUAUUGAUUUCAAAUCAACUUCAGACUAUGAUUUACUCAAGUCUGAACCAAAAGUGAUACUCAAAGAUAGACAGAAGCCUUUGCAAAAUCAAAUUGAUGACAAUGAUUUAGAAGUUAAAUAUGACUCAAAUACAACUACUACAGAAAAGACUCCUGCGUCAGAUUCCAGUGAAGACUCUGAUGAGAUUUCUUCUAGCAUUACAACUCAAUUUACAUAUCAAGCCUAUGACUUGAAUUAUACUAGACUCAUCAACAAGGUGAAAGGUCAAACUGAACCUUCAAAAUUUGAUAUUGUUGAAAAUGACAUCAAAGAUGCUAAGAUUCUUCUUAAAGGCCUCGUCAGGCAAAAAAAUACUUGUGACAAAAAACAGUCAGAAUAUACUGUUGAUCAGUACAUGAGGGAACAUAGUAAGGAGGAUGAGACAGACUGAACAAAAGAUACUUGUGAGUUGAUCUAACAAAUAAUUAGUUUUGCACUGGGUAUUAAAUAAUCAGAUAUUAGAUAACAGUAUGUGGUGUUACUUAUCUGGUUAUUUAUUGCCAGUGCAAAACCUACUGGUUAGCUUGGCUGAAAUGGAUCUAUAAUACUGUAUACUUUGAUUGAUAUAACCACUCUAUUGAGAACUAUAAUAUACAAGUGCCUACAUAUGUGUGUGUAUACAUGUUUGUGCAUGUGUGCAUACAUAUAUGUUGAGAAGAUUCACAUGUAUCUAUUCUUACACAUCUAAGUACUCAGCACUGGGGUCAAUGUAACCGACAUGCCCCUUUCCCCAAAACUGCUGGCCUUGUGCCAAAAUAUGAAACCAUUAUUAUGAAUGGUGAAGAAAACAGUUACAUAAGUUUCUAUUUAUUUCACCUGUAUAUAAUUUGAUAAAUCAAAUUUUUGAAUUAUAAAUAACUUUAUUUUUAUCCUUUGAUUUUACUUACAUAUAUAUAUAAAAAAAAUAAACUAGUUAGAUGGUCCUGUCAUCCAAUUAAACAAAAUUAUCCAAAAAUAUUCCAGUGCAGGCAUGGUUGUGUGGUUAAGAAGGUUGCUUUGCAACCAUUUUGUUCAGGUUCAGUUCCACUGCACAGUUCCUUGGGCAAGUGUCUUCUUUUAUAACCUUAGGUCAACCAAUGCUUUGGGAGUGAAUUUGGUUGAUGGAAACUGCCUGAAAGUAUGUCAUAUAAAUUUAUCUGAAUGAAAGGCAAAUUGUAUGAUGCAUGUGUACAAGCAAAAGAAUACAUGGUAGUGAGACAUGGGCUCUGAGGACAUGUGAAGACUAGAGACUCUGUUGAAUGUGUAAUAUCUGUGCGUUUAUGGCAGUGCUAAUGUACUGAGAGAGAAACUAUGCAUAAGAGGAAUCAGAUCUGUUGCAGAGAGAAGACUGCACUAGUUUGGUAAUGUGAUGCAUAUGGAUGAGGACAGCUGCAUAAAGAAGUGUCAACCACUUAAAGUGGAUGGAACUUGUGCAAAAGGAAAACCCAAGAAGACAUGAGAUGAAGUAGUGAAGGCUGAUCUCAAAAUGCAAAGCCUCACAGAAGAGAUGAUAAAGGGUCAAGAUUGGCGAUUUGUUGUGCUUGAGAAAACCCAUUCAUAAUGGCAAAUAUGAGAUCCUAAAACCAUUUUGUCUAUGCUGGUACAAGCUGGGCAUUGACCCUACACUCAUACUACCCUAUCAAGCUAUUCUCCACAAUUCAUCUCCUUACUCCCCUCUAAAAAACCACCACUCCUCUUUGACAUAUUACAUCCCCUUAUUCUUGUGCAACAAGUUCCUUCCUUCAUCCCACUUCCAGCCUUUAUUCUCACCCUUUCUAUGUGUUAUUCUCUGCCUCUCCUCUACCAUACAAAGCAUAACUCUUAUGAAAUACUAUUCUUGUGCCUAGGCAUUGCACCAACUUAACUAAUAAACCUUCUUUUACUGAAAACAUUCA